Messenger RNA from Onychostoma macrolepis, 1733 nucleotides. RefSeq names its product transmembrane protein 86B (gene tmem86b). The transcript has 3 exons. The coding region runs from base 142 to 891 and encodes 249 amino acids. Lineage: Eukaryota; Metazoa; Chordata; Actinopteri; Cypriniformes; Cyprinidae. The record is from RefSeq and is a predicted model, not a curated record. Gene Ontology annotation, cellular component: membrane.
UCCAAAGUCCAGACCUACCCCAGCCAUUGAAACACCCUGGCAUACAUAGUUGACAGAGGCAUUACAGAUCUCCCAGCUGUGGAAUAGGUGGCCCACAUCUGAGAACGCUGCGUGUAUGACUGUUUAGGCCAGAAGAGAGAGAUGGACAUCCUGGAAACGAGUGCUUACGACCGCAGACAACGCAGGAACACGACCUGUGUACUGUUUCUUUAUCUCCUCCCUUUUUUUGCAUCCUGUGCCAUAUACUUCUACCUGUGGAUCCCAGACUCCGCCCCCUCUCUUCUGGCUGCUGGCAUUAAGGCCGCUCCCAUCCUCUGUCUGGUCCUUCUGGUGUUCAGCUAUAAUGGAGGGUGGAGUCUGGUGGGCGUUGCUGGAGGGUUGCUGCUCUCAGCGGGCGGAGACUGUUGCCUUAUUUGGCCAGAACUUUUUAUCCAUGGAAUGGGCUGUUUUGCUCUGGCUCACUUGCUUUACUCUAUUUCCUUCCUGUCCUCUCGAUAUUCUGCAAAAUCUUCGUCUUUCUCAUUCUUUAUCCUUUACGUCAUCCUGUGGUUGUUCGGCAUUGGAAUGUAUGCUUACCUGGUCCCCUUCCUACGGCAUGAUCCAGAAGCUGACCUUCUCGUCCCAGCCAUAGGGGGCUACAUGCUGCUCAUUGUCCUCAUGGCCACACUGGCUGCUCGUACACGGCGGCCGCUCAUCCUGCUGGGCAGCCUGGUCUUCAUGGCUUCUGACCUCACGAUUGCACUGACAAAGUUCAAUGUCUUUGAUGUAGAGUACAAAAAGCACAUUAUUAUGACAACAUACUACCUGGCACAGCUGAUGAUUGCGCUGGGUGACGUGAAUGCGGUGCUGGAGGAGGAUGCUGACGAUAUCCACAAGUGGAAGAGAUCAUAAGACUGCUGUUGAUGACUGAUGUUGGUUCAGUGAAAGGUUGAUCACUGUAUAAAAUGGGGCCACCACUUUGGAUAAACCUGUGUCUGUUUCACAGUAAACGCACAACUAGUGUGGACAUGGCUUACUAUACAUCCCUAAAUAUAAGAAAUAUUACACAGUCUGACCUAUCAACUAAGACUUUCGUCUAGCUUCACUACAGCAGAUGAACUCGGCCAAACAGACUCUGUGCUGAACUGAACUGAUUUGAUUACAUUUGAAACAACUGUAUGUAGUUUUGCCUAUUUUUGAGACUUUGGAGCCCCAACAGUGUCGUAAAUACCAUUGUCGUUGUUGCUGCCGUAAAGCAAUUUACCCUUUUCGCGGAAUUUCGUACCCGCUCAACAAAAAAUUACUUAUUCCCAGAACAGACGUUUAGGGCGAGUGUGAGAAAGAAAAAUAAUUCCUUUUGCCUUAUUAGAAGUCAGUGUACCUUCAGAAUGAGUAUGAAACUGGUAUUUCAAGGUAAUAAUCUGAAAUACAGUUGCUAAAUGUAUUAAUUUUUUUUUUUUUUUGUCCAACACACAUAUUUAUGCUCAUAUGCUCCACACUGAACCCUAGCUAGUUUCUAGAGUAGAGAUGAGUGUCGAACUUGUGCAGAAAUAAAGCAGAUAAAGUCACAGUGUUACAGAUGUGUGUUUAUUGACUGAUUCAUUGUACUCUCGUGGUGUAGGCAAAAGAAAAAUGUCAAAAUAAAAUUCUGUUGACUUUAUGUGAGGAAUAUAGUCUAUCAGUAGACAUAUAGGCUAAAGGCUAAAACAUUAUGGAAUAUUUUUGUGUUUUAUAACUUAUUUUUGUAGCAUGCA